Myodes glareolus (Bank vole) is the source of this 1464-nucleotide messenger RNA. RefSeq names its product seminal vesicle secretory protein 2. Gene Ontology annotation, biological process: sperm capacitation. The record is from RefSeq and is a predicted model, not a curated record. Gene Ontology annotation, cellular component: extracellular exosome. Lineage: Eukaryota; Metazoa; Chordata; Mammalia; Rodentia; Cricetidae.
GGGGGGCAGCAUCUUUUGUAGCCUCAGCCACAUCAGUGGUACACCCAGCUAAAGAAUAUAUAAAUGAGCAGCUCAGCUCAGUUCUCAGUGAAGGCUCUUCCUGGCAAGAUGAAGUCCUCAGUCUUCAUCCUUUCUCUGCUCCUCAUUCUGGAAAGACAAGAAGCUGUGGUUGGGCAGUAUGGUGGAACAAAAGGCGGCUUCACAAAAGGUGGCUUCACAAAAGGCGGCUUCACAAAAGGUGGUUUCACGAAAGGCGGCUUCACGAAAGGUAGCUACACUACUAGCUCGUCGGGAUUUAUGAAAGGUCAUGAAAGUUAUGGGCUCAAAGGAGGAAGUGAGGAUGCAGCUGAAGAAAGUUCUUUCAUGCAAACAAAACGUCAAGUAUAUGGCCAGGAUAGUGAAAUGUCACAGUCGCGUCUUUCACAAGAACACACAGGAGUGAAGGGGGCUGCACUUUGUCGUAAAGGACAAGUGUCCCAACUAAAAUCCCAAGAAUCCCAAGUGAAAUCCUAUGGACAAGUGAAAUCCCAUGAAUCUCAACUGAAAUCAUCCUAUGGACAACUAAAAUCCCAAAACUCCCAAGUCAAAUCCUAUGGACAAGUGAAAUCCUAUGGACAAGUGAAAUCCCAUGAAUCUCAACUGAAAUCAUCCUAUGGACAACUAAAGUCUCAAAAUUCCCAAGUGAAAUCUUAUGGCCAACUAAAAUCCCAAGAUGCCCAACUAAAAUCCUAUGGUCAACGAAAAUCCUAUGGUGAAGAAUCCCAACUGAAAUCCUACGGUCAACUAAAAUCCCACGAUGGCCAACUAAAAUCCUAUGGCCAAGUAAAAUCUCAAGAUACCCAACUAAAAUCCUAUGGUCAAGCAAAAUCCCAAGAUGCCCAACUAAAAUCUUAUGGCCAAGUAAAAUCCCAAGACACCCAACUAAAAUCUUUUGGCCAACAAAAAUCCCUAAAAGGUUUUUCCCAACAAACUAAGCAUAAAGGGUUUGCUAUGAAUGAGGAACUCUCCCAGGUCCGUAAGCAAUAUGAUGAUGAUGAGAGCUCUGUGCAGCAGAAGUCUAGCCAGGCGAAAACAGAGGAGGAUUUAUCCCAAUUUGGGCAACAACGCCAGUUUGGACAAGAACGCUCACAAUCCUACAAAGGAUAUCUUGAACAGUACAAAAAGAAAUCACAAGACCACUAUCAACAAAGAAGAAAUUUUAAUCAAGGUAACUAUUUUACAAAGGGAGGAGCAGACCUAUAUCAAACUCAACUCAAGGGAUAAUACAGUCAUCGACCAACUAAAGAGCAAGAUCAAUAUCAAGGACUCACCUUGCCAGAGUCAAGUCUGUGAUACCUUCCAGAUGCCGCCUAUAAUGUGGUCCCAGAUCUCUGGUUCAUGUACAACUGUCUACUCACGUUUGCUUUUCUGUAGGACUUCUAACCCCGGAGCUUCCUCAAAUGCUUGCUUUCCAAUAAAAAUAGA